AUGCAGCAGCCCUUGAAUUACCCAUACCCCCCGAUCUUCUGGGUGGACAGCAGUGCCAGCUCCCCCUGGGCCUCUCCAGGAUCAGUCUUCCCCUGUCCGUCCUCAGUGCCAGGAAGGCCGGGGCAAAGGAGGCCACCACCACCGCCACCCCCAACACUACCGCCACCGCCACCGCUGCCUCCACUACCGCCACCACCUCUGAAGAAGAGGAGGGACCACAACACAGGCCUGUGUCUCCUUGUGAUGUUCUUCAUGGUUCUGGUGGCCCUGGUUGGACUGGGGCUGGGGAUAUUUCAGCUCUUCCAUCUACAGAAGGAGUUGGCCGAACUCAGAGAGUCCACCAGCCAGAGGCAUACAGCAUCAUCUGUGGAGAAGCAAAUAGGUCACCCCAGUCCACCCUCUGAGAAAAAGGAACUGAAAAAAGCGGCUCAUUUAACAGGCAAGCCCAACUCAAGAUCCAUCCCUCUGGAAUGGGAAGACACCUAUGGAAUUGCCCUGGUCUCUGGGGUGAAGUACAAGAAGGGCAGCCUUGUGGUCAAUGAAACUGGGCUGUAUUUUGUGUAUUCCAAAGUGUACUUCCGGGGUCAGUCCUGCAACAACCAGCCCCUGAGCCACAAGGUCUACUCCAGGAACUUUAGGUACCCCCAGGACAUGGUGCUGAUGGAGGGGAAGAUGAUGAACUACUGCACUCCUGGCAAGAUGUGGGCCCGCAGCAGCUACCUGGGGGCUGUAUUCAAUCUCACCAGUGCUGACCAUUUAUAUGUCAAUGUAUCUGAACUCUCUCUGGUCAGUUUUGAGGAAUCUAAGACAUUUUUUGGCUUAUAUAAACUCUAA
Molecule: messenger RNA, 834 nt
Organism: Budorcas taxicolor (takin)
Lineage: Eukaryota; Metazoa; Chordata; Mammalia; Artiodactyla; Bovidae
Gene: FASLG
Product: Fas ligand
Exons: 4
Coding region: 1-834 (277 amino acids)
Biological process (GO): extrinsic apoptotic signaling pathway via death domain receptors; positive regulation of canonical NF-kappaB signal transduction; immune response
Cellular component (GO): membrane
Molecular function (GO): tumor necrosis factor receptor binding
Source: RefSeq, a predicted model, not a curated record